AUGGUAUGCGCGAGUCGUGAACAACUCCGUCCCAUUAACGUGCUUGCUAACCCUUUCUUCGUGUGUUCUUUUUGGUAUACGCUGCUAGUGGAAUCUAAUGCCGCUAUUCGGCAAGCCUACUUAGUGCGACACGGCCUCGAAGGGACGUUUCGGAAGUCUCUUGAGAGCAUAUGGUACCCGUCGGGAAGCAGGUCAGGGUCUACAAUGAUUGCAGAUUUGCAAGCACUGCUUGCUGCCGGUGAUGACGCGCUGGCCUCACAAGGAGAUGAGACGGCUGUGGUCACAAUUGGGGAUGAUAUUCGAGUUGAGAGAUUUGAUGGCGCAACGUUGGUGAUUGUCUUACAACCAUCAAAUACAUUUAGCUCUUGCCAGGAUGUAAUCGGGUCAUGCAGCCAAGUGCUGGAACAACUGUUGGUGUUAAUGAAAGGUCUACAAGGCUCGCGCGGGGUGACUUGA
This is a messenger RNA of Chondrus crispus (carragheen), 456 nucleotides long. RefSeq lists its product as hypothetical. Bases 1 to 456 code for a protein of 151 amino acids. The record is from RefSeq and is a predicted model, not a curated record. Lineage: Eukaryota; Rhodophyta; Florideophyceae; Gigartinales; Gigartinaceae. The transcript is spliced from 2 exons.